UUUCCCAGAAAACAUUGCGGACGAGCUUGCUGCCGGUGUCAUCAGCCAAGCACCGGUGGCGUGGGUUUCCCUUGUCACAUUCCGGACUGUUUCUGCUGUUUCUUGUCAUUAAUUAACAGCGCAGUAGCUCGACAUUUGAAGCAAAAUGACGGAGCGAAAGGGAACAGCCAAGUUGGACUUUUUGAGGAAGAUUGAGCGAGAAAUCCAGCAGAAAUGGGAGAAGGAGAGGGCUUUUGAAUGUGAUGCACCAACAACUGUUGGUGAGAGCGCCAACAAAAACAAGUACCUUGUCACUUUCCCCUACCCGUACAUGAACGGCAGGUUGCACCUUGGCCACACAUUCAGCCUGUCAAAGUGUGAAUUUGCUGUUGGUUACCAGCGUUUGAAAGGGAAGCAAUGCCUCUUCCCAUUUGGGCUGCACUGCACAGGAAUGCCCAUCAAGGCCUGUGCAGACAAGCUGAAGAGAGAGAUGGAGCUGUAUGGAAACCCUCCACAGUUCCCAGAUGAGGAAGAAGAGGAGGAGGAGGAGAAGCCAAAGGCCUCUGAAGAAAUCAUCAUCAAGGACAAAGCCAAGGGCAAGAAGAGUAAAGCAGCAGCUAAAUCUGGAGCCUCCAAGUUCCAGUGGGACAUUAUGAAGUCGCUGGGUCUAAGUGACCGGGAGAUUGUCAGGUUUGCCAAUGCUGAACACUGGCUGGAGUACUUUCCUCCCCUAGCUGUCAAAGACCUCAAACAGAUGGGUGUCAAGGUGGACUGGAGGCGUUCAUUCAUCACCACAGAUGUGAACCCCUUCUAUGACUCCUUCGUUAGGUGGCAGUUCAUCACACUGAAGGAGAGGAAGAAGAUCAACUUUGGCAAAAGGUAUACCAUCUACUCCCCUAAGGAUGGACAGCCUUGCAUGGACCAUGACAGACAGACAGGAGAGGGAGUUGGACCACAAGAAUACACUCUCAUCAAGAUGAAGAUUGUUGAACCCUACCCAGCAAAACUCAAGUCCAAAGUUUUCUAUAGCAGCGCCUUGAAAGGCAAGGACAUCUACCUGGUAGCAGCCACUCUGAGACCAGAGACCAUGUUCGGACAGACCAACUGCUGGGUGAGGCCCGACAUGAAGUACAUAGCCUUUGAGACGGCUGGCGGAGAAAUCUUCAUCAGCACCCGGAGGUCUGCCAGGAACAUGUCCUACCAGGGCUUCACCAAGGAGAACGGUGUGGUGCCAGUGGUUAUGGAGAUACUGGGACAGGAUAUUUUAGGCUGUGCCCUGAGUGCCCCUCUCACCUCCUAUAAGACCAUCUAUGCUCUGCCCAUGCUCACAAUCAAGGAGGACAAAGGCACUGGGGUAGUUACCAGUGUACCAUCUGAUGCUCCUGAUGACAUUGCUGCCCUCAGAGACAUCAAGAAGAAACAGGCCCUGAGAGAGAAGUAUGGAAUCGGGGACAAGAUGGUGUUGCCUUUUGAGCCGAUCCCCAUCAUUGAGAUCCCAGGCUAUGGGAACCUGUCUGCUCCCCUGGUGUGUGACGAGCUCAAGAUUCAGAGCCAGAACGACAGGGAGAAACUGGCUGAGGCCAAGGAGAAAGUCUACCUCAAGGGAUUUUAUGAAGGGAUCAUGUUGGUUGAUGGCUACAAAGGGCAAAAAGUCCAGGAUGUCAAGAAGCCCAUCCAGAAGAUGAUGGUGGAGAAGGGUGAGGCCAUGAUUUACAUGGAGCCAGAAAAGCAGGUUAUGUCACGUUCAGCUGAUGAGUGUGUGGUGGCCCUCUGUGACCAGUGGUAUCUGGACUAUGGGGAUGCAGAGUGGAAGCAGCAGGCCCAUGAAUCCCUGAGGACUUUGGAGACGUUCUGUGACGAGACCAGAAAGAAUUUUGAAGCCACUUUGGCCUGGCUGCAGGAGCAUGCCUGCUCUCGCACAUAUGGCCUUGGAACCCGGCUGCCUUGGGAUGAGCAGUGGUUGAUUGAGUCACUAUCAGACUCCACUAUCUACAUGGCUUACUACACCAUAGCCCACCUCCUCCAGGGAGGCGUCCUCAGCGGUCAGGGGCCCUCACCACUGGGUAUCAAGCCAGAGCAGAUGACCAGACAGGUGUGGGACUUUAUCUUCUUUAAGACGUCUCCUUUCCCGAAGACAGACAUCCCCAAGGAGCACCUGCAGAAGCUGAGGAGGGAGUUUGAGUAUUGGUACCCAGUGGACGUCCGUGUGUCUGGCAAAGACCUGGUGCCCAACCACUUGUCCUACUACCUGUACAACCAUGUGGCUAUGUGGCCUAAUGACAAUAAAAAGUGGCCAAAGGCAGUGAGAGCCAAUGGACAUCUGCUGCUCAACUCUGAAAAGAUGUCUAAAUCAACUGGAAACUUCCUCACUCUCAGCCAAGCCAUUGACAAGUUCUCAGCAGAUGGUAUGCGUCUGGCUCUAGCUGAUGCCGGGGACACGGUGGAGGAUGCCAACUUCGUAGAGACCAUGGCUGAUGCUGGCAUCCUGCGCCUCUACACUUGGAUGGAGUGGGUAAAGGAGAUGAUUGCCAAUCAGAACAACCUGAGGACGGGACCUGCUGAUACCUUCAAUGACAGGGUCUUUGCCAGUGAGAUGAAUGCAGGCAUCCUGAAGACAGAGCAGCACUAUGACAGGAUGAUGUACAAGGAGGCUCUGAAGACCGGCUUCUUUGAGUUCCAGGCAGCCAAAGACAAGUACCGCGAGCUGGCCAUCGAGGGCAUGCACAGAGACCUUGUCUUCCAGUUCAUUGAGAGACAAACUCUGCUGCUGGCCCCCAUCUGCCCUCACCUCUGUGAAUACACCUGGGGUCUGCUUGGCAAGCCCAGCUCUCUGAUGAAGGCGUCGUGGCCUGUGGCAGGUCCAGUCGACGAGGUUCUGAUUCGCUCCUCUCAGUACCUGAUGGAAACUGCACAUGACCUUCGACUACGACUCAAAGCCUACAUGCAGCCGCCUAAGAACAAGAAAGGCGACUCCAAGCCUCCUGCCAAGCCGUCCCACUGCACGGUCUACGUAGCCAAGAGUUACCCUCCAUGGCAGCAUAGUGCCUUGUCCCUGCUCGGCAAGCACUACAAGAGCAAUAACGGCGUCCUUCCAGACAACAAAGUGAUCGCGAACGAACUGGGAGGCCUGCCUGAACUGAAGAAAUACAUGAAGAGAGUCAUGCCCUUUGUCGCCAUGAUUAAGGAAAACCUGGAGAAGAACGGGCCAAGAGUUUUGGAUCUGCAGCUGGAGUUCGACGAGCGGGCGGUCCUGAUGGAGAAUCUGGUCUACUUAACUAACUCUCUGGAUCUGGACCAGAUUGACGUCGUGUUUGCAUCUGAGGCUGACGACAAAGUGAAGGAGGACUGUUGCCCAGGGAAACCUUUCUGUGUUUUCAGAUCAGAGCCUGGUGUGUGUGUGUCCUUUGUCAAUCCCCAGCCAUCAAACGGUCUGUUUUCCACAAGGAUUGACAUCCGACAGGGUGACAGCAGAGACGCCAUCGUCCGUAGGCUAGCCAAAGUCAACCGACUCAUCAAAGAUCUGUCCAGAGUGAAGCUGAUGCGGUACGAAGACCCUGUGCUGGGCCCCCGCCGGGUCCCCGUCCUGGGACGUGAGGAGCAGGGCAAACUGCCGAUCUCAAACAAGUCUGUGUUCAACAUCAAUCUGGAGGAGAAGCGGGUUACCCUGGCUGACAACGGCCUCACUGUGGAUAUAGGGGACACUUUGGUUUAUCUGGUUCAUUAGAGCAACAUGUAUGCACACGUCCACACAUGGGGUCGCGCUCAGCAGUGUGCUAAAAGGUUGAAAUACAUCAGAAAAUGUCACAAUAAAUAGUAAUUUUGACCCAAAGCCAUAAAGCACGGACCUAAUAACAAUUCUUGCCCUCAAAGUGUUUCAUUGUUAAACUUAUCCAUGCCAUGUGGAGAUAGGAAGGUGUGUCGUGCGUAUGUAUUUUAUAUAAUUGUAUAUACACACCCUCUGCUACUGUACAUGCUGUUAGAUUUGACAGCUUCAUGAGACAUGUGUCUUGUUAUUUCACACCUUUUCACUGCUGAAUGUGGCCUUGGGGAGUAUUUUGAGCUAAUGGGAAUUGAAAAGGUUGGCUUCCAUCUUCCUGUUUUGAAAUCUAUUAUUCAGGUCUGGCAGCAGUUUGGAUUUGGUAUGCACAAAACAAGGGAGGGUUCAUGAUCUUGAGAAUCUUAUUCCACUGAUCCGAUUUUGAGAAUAAUCUAGGAUUGCUAACAAAUCCUAACAGGUGGCUUGGGUAAAUUUCACAAAAAACUGUGAAACUGAAAAUAAGAUGGAUCUUAUUUGGUAAUUAGAAUAACAGGCUCCUUAACUGUCACAUGCCUUCCCCAAGUUUUCACUUUUUGUUUUCUGUCAUGUUAAUGUUGGGGGAUAACAUCAGGACUUGGUUUUGUCUUCUCAUCCUCUUGUCAGAGAUAUUUGGUGACUAAACCUGAAGAUCUCAAAGACAAAGGAUAAAAUCAAGCUUUUCUGAAACACACCAAACAAACAUGUCACCCGGUUGUGUUCUUGACCAACUACUUAUUAUUUUGUGUGAUUGCUUACAUUCUCCUGAAUGCCUGUUGCUUCAUAUAGAUGGUAAUAUGUUGGUGCUCUGUUGUUUUAUGCAUCCAGCUCCAGGCACAUCUUUCCCAAAUGUUUUGUCAGACAGCUUGUCAGGCAGGUUUUCUAUUUUCUAGCAGUGGAUGGCAGUUGUCUAACUUGUGUUUUUCCAAUGAAAUAAUAAAACCUAUGAAAUAUUCAG
Molecule: messenger RNA, 4730 nt
Organism: Myripristis murdjan (pinecone soldierfish)
Lineage: Eukaryota; Metazoa; Chordata; Actinopteri; Holocentriformes; Holocentridae
Gene: lars1b
Product: leucyl-tRNA synthetase 1b
Exons: 32
Coding region: 146-3703 (1185 amino acids)
Biological process (GO): leucyl-tRNA aminoacylation
Molecular function (GO): ATP binding; aminoacyl-tRNA deacylase activity; leucine-tRNA ligase activity
Source: RefSeq, a predicted model, not a curated record